Messenger RNA from Manihot esculenta (cassava), 2073 nucleotides. Its product is annotated as DEAD-box ATP-dependent RNA helicase 57. Gene Ontology annotation, molecular function: RNA helicase activity; nucleic acid binding; ATP binding. NCBI's taxonomy places the organism in Eukaryota, Viridiplantae, Streptophyta, Magnoliopsida, Malpighiales, Euphorbiaceae. The coding region runs from base 333 to 1931 and encodes 532 amino acids. The transcript has 13 exons. The record is from RefSeq and is a predicted model, not a curated record. Gene Ontology annotation, biological process: maturation of SSU-rRNA.
UAAUUUUAAAUAGAAUCAGUAAAUUCCUACCAAACCCAACCAGAGUCGUAUUUCUCUCUCAACUCUAAACACAGCCGCCCGUCCUCUUCCCUCCCCACCUUACGCCUCUCCGCCGUUCCCUCUGGUACAGCCGCGCGCCUCCCGCCGAUCGUCCACGCCGUCAACGCCGUCGCUCUGUCCGUUGGUCCUGGUUGCUUCUUUGCUCUCCUCCACCGCUGCCUCUGGUCCAGUUCCUCUGCCGUCCGGUGCUGCUCGUGUUCGCUGGUCCUCGUCUUAAGUCACGCUGCUGCUGCUCCUUGCCACUCAACUCUACGUCCUCGGUCACUGCAGGUAUGGAGAAAGGAACCUCCUUUUUGUUCGCAGGUAUCAGCUUCGAUAAGAAGAAGUUUGCCAACGAUUUUGCCCGUUUUAAGGAUACAAAACAAGGUAAUGGUGAUGGUCCAACAGAUGAUUUCAAUAUCGGAAAACGUGAUCCAGAGGACGUGGCAGUCUCAGUUAGGAAGCGGAAACGAAAAAUUGCGUAUGUCUCAGAAGUGGUGGAGGGAUUCAAUGUCUUUAAGAGUUCAAAGUCUGUGUCUUUACCAUUUGAGGAACAGAAUGAUCAAGAUGAAGAAAAUCAGCCUUCCAGGAAGAAGAAAGAAUUAAAUAAGCAAAUUGAGCAAGAUGCACUUCUAAGGAAAAAACAUCACAUUCACGUGUCUGGGAGUAAUAGUCCAUCCCCGCUUCAAAAUUUUGCAGAAUUAUCCUCCAGAUAUGGAUGUGACUCAUAUUUAUUACACAAUUUGGCUGAACUUGGAUUUAAGGAGCCAACACCGAUCCAAAGGCAGGCUAUUCCAGUACUCCUAUCUGGCCGAGAAUGCUUUGCUUGUGCUCCUACUGGAUCUGGGAAAACCUUGGCUUUUGUUUGUCCAAUGCUUAUGAAACUUAAGCAUGCAUCAAAGGAUGGGAUUAGAGCCGUUAUCUUGUGUCCUACACGGGAAUUAGCUUCUCAAACCACUAGAGAGUGCAAAAGAAUGGCUAAAGGGAAUAAAUUUCGUAUUAAGCUAAUGACAAAAGAACUUGUGAGAAAUGCUGAUUUUUCAAAGCUGCUGUGUGAUAUUCUUAUAUCAACACCACUUCGAUUACAAUUAGCUAUCUGCAAGAAGAAGGUUGACUUAAGCAGGGUUGAGCAUCUUGUUUUGGAUGAAUCUGAUAAGCUGUUUGAGCUUGGCAUGUUAAAGCAGAUUGAUUAUGUGGUCAAAGCAUGCUCGAACACCUCAGUAAUACGUUCACUGUUUAGUGCUACUUUACCUGAUUUUGUUGAAGAGCUUGCACGUACAAUAAUGCAUGAUGCUGUUCGAGUGGUGGUUGGCAGGAAGAAUACUGCUUCUGAUACCAUCAACCAAAAAUUGGUUUAUGCUGGAAGUGAAGAAGGAAAGCUCCUUGCACUUCGUCAAAGCUUUGCGGAGAGUCUGAAUCCACCAGUGUUGAUUUUUGUUCAAAACAAGAAACGUGCAAACGAACUAUAUGAAGAACUGAAAUUUGACAGUAUCAGAGUUGGGGUUGUCCAUUCUGAUUUGGCCCAAAAGCAGCGUGAGAAUGCCGUUGAUGACUUCAGAGCUGGCAACACGUGGGUCUUGAUUGCAACUGAUGUUGUUGCCCGGGGUUUGGAUUUCAAAGGGGUCAAUUGUGUGAUUAAUUUUGAUUUUCCAGAUUCUGCUGCUGCAUAUAUUCAUAGGAUUGGUCGGUCUGGCAGAGCAGGGAGGACUGGAGAAGCUAUUACUUUCUACACAGAAGAUGAUGUUCUUGUUCUGCGUAAUAUUGCCAAUGUAAUGGCAGCCUCAGGUUGCGAGGUUCCGUCUUGGAUCAUGGCUUUGCCUAAAGUGAAGUGGAGGCGGCACCGACCAGAAAGAGAAUCAAUUUCAACCAAUCCAGAAGAUCAGGAAGAGUAAAACAAUGAUUAAACCAAAAUUGUUUUGAUGUAUGUUCUUUGUAAGAGUUUUGUCAUAUAAGGUACUGUUAAAAUCUUUAACAGAACAUAUCCAACUUAGCUGUCCAUCUCAUAGUUUCUAAUAUUAGAAAUAUUACCUCAAA